This is a messenger RNA of Formica exsecta, 663 nucleotides long. RefSeq names its product basic salivary proline-rich protein 2-like. Lineage: Eukaryota; Metazoa; Arthropoda; Insecta; Hymenoptera; Formicidae. The transcript has a single exon. The coding region runs from base 1 to 663 and encodes 220 amino acids. The record is from RefSeq and is a predicted model, not a curated record.
AUGCCGACCGAAACCGAGCGAAGACAGCUCGAAGAGCUGUUCGGGAGCUGGUCGAAAGACGAGGACCUUCCGGACGGGCCGGACCGACGCCCGUCACACCACCGCGGAGCGAGGCAACCCGGAUGCCCGAUCCGCCCCGACGACCCCCCCCCCGCGGGUUGGAACCGCCAUUCAGCGGUCCGACGCGGACCAAAGGAGAAAGGUCGUUCUCCUGAUGACGCCGCCGCCACCAGCACCGGAUCGGCGCCGAGGCAAAGGGCGAGGAACCCCGCCACCGAGGCCCAGGGCGACCCGUCCGACCCGGCCCACACCAGCCGCGUAUGCAGUCUCAACGGGAGCAACCGCGCCGAGACGCCUCGCCGUCGACCGACGACCGGUCAACGCGCCAGCAGCACCGCCACCGAGGACCAGCCCGACAACAACCCGACCGUUCCACGCGGUAGGAACUCGCCCCCCGGAAGCCAUCACGGUCAAGGUCGCAGCUGGAACCGUCCUCCGCGUACCACACCGAGCGGUCCAUGUCUCGAGGCGUCACCGGCAGUGGACCCCGGAAGGCCAAUGGACCCUCAGGUUCAAUGCCGACGGAACGCUACGGAGCAGCAGGCUACGCCGAACCACCACCCGAUUCGGCGCCCACACCGUCUAAGAGGGGGAGGGGGGUGA